UAAAAGCAGCAGUCGGGGUGGGAGCUCUCGGUAGUUUUCUCUUAUUUGCUCACAUCCACGCGGACAGACGGCACGGAGAUGUCGGGCACCUCGCGCGCGCAGCUGUGUUUCCUCCUGCUGAGCGUCACGGCUCUCCGAGGACACGCGCGCUUUCUGGACAUACAGGAUAAUGAGAUGAGUCCGGAAGGAUUAUUGUCGCUGCUGAGUUCUGAACUCAAGAGAGAGUUACCUGAAGAGUUUGUGUACCGCCGAGCGCUCAGAUGUCUGGAUAUGGUGGCUAUAGAAGGGCAGUUUACAUUUACAGCAGAGCGACCACAGUUAAACUGCGCUGUGUUCUUCAUCGGGGAGCCCAACGACAUCAUCAGUAUUGAGUACGAUUCUGUCAACAUCGACUGCAGAGGAGGCGAUUUUAUAAAGGUAUUUGAUGGCUGGGUGAUGAAGGGUGAAAAGUUUCCAAGCUCGCAAGAUCAUCCUCUUCCUCUGUACGAGCGUUACUCGGAUUACUGCGACACUGGAGCGGCUCAGCCAAUGGUACGGUCCUCUCAGAAUGUCGCUAUGCUCUUCUUCAGGCUCCACCAAUCAGGAAGCGGCUUUACAAUAACGUUCCGCAAACUCAUCAAUCCGUUCCCCUGCAAUGUUGUCUCUCAGACCCCAGAAGGCAGUUUUACUAUGGUAAUUCCUCAGCAGCACAGGAAUUGCAGUUUCUCUAUAAUCUAUCCAGCGGAGAUCCAGAUCGGAGAACUCAGUCUCGGCCAGCACAAUGAUCUGAAGAGAUCUAUCCUCGGCUGCGCAAAUUCCGGAGACUUUGUUGAACUUCUGGGUGGAAAUGGUAUGGACACAUCUAAGAUGUUUCCCAUGGCAGAUAUCUGCUACUCAUUUAAUGGACCAGCUCAACUGAAGGUUGGAUGUGACAACACCGUGGUCAGAAUGGUGUCGAGUGGAAAGUUUGUAAAUCGAGUCAGUUUCCAAUAUCGGCUACUGGGACACCAAGAACUUCAGAAAAUGAAGGGCAACAGUGUUGAAGAUGUUUGUUUAAGAGCAUAAGACCGUUCUGUUUCUCUUUCUCUUCCCUUCUUAUGUUAGGGGGUGAGGAGUGCCAAACCAACUUGACUUUGAUAUUUAAGAGCCUUCGGGCCCUUAUUGUAUAUUUUCCAUACAAAGUUAUUUAUUUUUGGCUCAUCUUUUAAUUUCACCCCUCUGUUCUUUUUAAUAUCAUAAACGUGUAAAAUCUGUGACUGACGUUAAAUAAAAUAUACUUGUGUUGGUGCACAUUA
Molecule: messenger RNA, 1274 nt
Organism: Paramisgurnus dabryanus
Lineage: Eukaryota; Metazoa; Chordata; Actinopteri; Cypriniformes; Cobitidae
Gene: crhbp
Product: corticotropin releasing hormone binding protein
Biological process (GO): negative regulation of corticotropin secretion; negative regulation of corticotropin-releasing hormone receptor activity; hormone-mediated signaling pathway
Molecular function (GO): corticotropin-releasing hormone binding
Source: RefSeq, a predicted model, not a curated record